AUGAAUGAGUUAGAAGUACUAUAUGAUAGAGACGAUUUCAAACAAGUGUGGCGUCAAGUAUCAACUGAUAUCACAAUUAGAGCAUACCAAAAUCUAGGUGAUCUUCCUGAAAUUCGAAAUCUACCAUUAAAAAUACAAGAACAAAUCUAUUCAGCUGAAAAUAAUCAAAGAUUCAAUUAUGAAACAAUUAUUGAUGAAGGUAUAUUCUACAAUACAGCUUAUGUUGUAGUAUUAGAUCCAAACAAGGAAAAAUGGAUGGGAAUAUAUAAAUAUAAUUAUGCUACAACUCUAUCAAAAGGAUUAGCAUUAACAUUGGGAGGUGGUGUUUGUAUUGGUGGUAUCUACUACUUUUGUGCUUUGGCACCAGCACAUGUAGAGUCUCUCAUUGGAUUUAUAUCAGCUAACUAUAAAGCACUUUUUGAUGCGAUUAUUAAAGUUGCUGGUACAACAUUCUCAGCAGCAACAUUUCUUGCGUUUCGAAAAUGGCUUACAGACGAACAAUCAUAUUGGAAGAUGUUAGUUGCAGCUUGUAUUUUAAAAAAAAUGCAAACUACUCGUGGUUAUUAG
Messenger RNA from Adineta ricciae, 567 nucleotides. The record is from the annotation of a GenBank genome assembly. NCBI's taxonomy places the organism in Eukaryota, Metazoa, Rotifera, Eurotatoria, Adinetida, Adinetidae.